AAAUAAUAACAACUGCAACAAACUUCUUCACCUCCUUGAACUCCCCUCUUCAAUGAUUCUACAGAUAUAGGACCCCAGCCGGCCCCUACCCCGAUCGUCCACUUCAUGAACACGAAGUUAAACAACGAGGGUUUACUUGGAUAUAUCAUCUGGCUCUACCUCUCUAAGCCAAGUUUAGAUGAGUUUCAUGCAUAACAAGAUUUCCCAUUUUUAGAUGAAUUGCGCCAUGGCCAAUUACUCGCAUUACCGAUCACAGUUCGGUGACACCACAUAUACUAAAGUGUUUGUUGGAGGUCUAGCUUGGGAGACGCCCACCGAAGAAAUGAGGAGGUAUUUUGAGCAGUUUGGGGAGAUUCUUGAAGCUGUUAUAAUCACGGAUAAGAGCACAGGAAAAUCUAAAGGAUACGGAUUUGUGACUUUUCGUGAUCCUGAAUCGGCGAGGGGGGCUUGUGCUGAACCAAACCCUGUGAUCGAUGGAAGAAGAGCAAAUUGUAACAUUGCUUCACUAGGACGGCCGAGACCUUCGCCGCCACGAGGUAGAAUUCAGGGUAGCAGUCCUCAUCAUGGAGUAGUCCAGCGGGUUGCUCCGUCGUACAGUGGAGUUGCAGGGGCAAUGCCACCGCCUCCUCCUCCGCCACCCCCACCUCCGCCUGUCAUUUAUCCUCCAUAUGGAUACCCAACCUACACUCCUGAGUAUGGUUACCACCAAGCACUGUAUAACCCACAAAUGCAGCAACCACAAUACUAUCCAUCUGCCCCAUAUUACUAUGGGUAUUCUUUGCAAGCUGCUCGGGGAACAUAUUCUCCAUCACAGCCACAACGCCCGUCCUAUCUUUUCUAUCCUACUUCUCAAAUGGAGGGGUCCUCCUCCACCUAUGCUCAGCCACAUUUUCAACUCCCUUGCCAUCCGUUUCCUUCUUCUUCUGAUUCACAGGGUUCACAGCCCACCUCCACAGAAAAAGAAGCUGGACCAGCCACCUCUGAUCAAAGCCCAAAAAUCUAAGGGAAGAAGAAAUCAUCCACAAUAUACACAUGGACUGCCAAUUGUACAAUCUCUGACGAGUUUAAAUAUCAUCACUUCCCUUCCCUUCGCCUUCUCAGUUUCUCUCUACCACUUAAACAUAUUCAUUUUUUUGUUCUUAUUUUCCUUCCUUUCUCACAUUUCCUCAAAAAAUUUUAUUAAACUUAUUCAUUCUUUUAAGAGAUUAACAUCUUCGUCAGAAUUUUGUAUGAACUAUGCAAUGAAAGGAGGUUGAAGUU
Rubroshorea leprosula is the source of this 1260-nucleotide messenger RNA. NCBI's taxonomy places the organism in Eukaryota, Viridiplantae, Streptophyta, Magnoliopsida, Malvales, Dipterocarpaceae. The record is from the annotation of a GenBank genome assembly.